Trichoderma aggressivum f. europaeum is the source of this 2913-nucleotide messenger RNA. RefSeq lists its product as uncharacterized. The transcript has a single exon. The record is from RefSeq and is a predicted model, not a curated record. Bases 1 to 2913 code for a protein of 970 amino acids. Gene Ontology annotation, molecular function: protein binding. NCBI's taxonomy places the organism in Eukaryota, Fungi, Ascomycota, Sordariomycetes, Hypocreales, Hypocreaceae.
AUGCCUUUGGUUGGCACGGCCCUGUCCAUCGAUAGGCUGCUGGGGCUGCACCUAUUCGACAGCGCAUUCAGCGUGGCUGGCCACAAGCUUCGGCCGCCGCUUAGCGCAAACAGGGCCGCCAGCACAGCUACAAAUCGCCCCGCAACUCCAUCUGCCUUAUCCACCUCUUCUUCUUCUUCUUCCAUAUCGUCUUCCUACUCAGCGACAACAACAACGACAAGCCCAUCGUCACACUCAUUAUCAUCAGCUUUAGCGCUGCUCGGCUUCAUCGCCCGCAACGCAGAACCAUCUUCGGCAGUCUCUUCUCCGCCCUGUUUGACGGCCUCGCCGCUGUCGUCGCCCAUUGCAACCUGGCCAAUGGCGCAGCUACCGGUCGAGAUUUUUGAAAUCAUCACCCGGCAUCUGAGCCGGGCUGAUAUCCAGACCCUCCGCCUGGUGUGUCGAGAGUUUGAGGCCAAGGUCUCGGCCCAGUAUUUUCGCAAUGUCGUCGUGCCCUUCCGCUCGGAGCUCUACACCAACCUCGACCGUGAUGAGAACAACGUCAUCGCGUCUCGCCUCUUUUCCAGCGGCAUGCGCAUCUUUGAGUCGUUUGGCCCUCACAUCCUUCGCUUUGCCCUGUCGCUCGAGCUAGACGAGUUCACGCUCGCCUAUCCGCCCGUCAAGCCCGCCCAAGAGGCUGUACCCGCCUUCUGGGGCGUCUAUCGAUGGCCUCAUGAGACCUAUCAUCGCUACACGGAUCUCGAGGGCCUCGAGCAGACCGCCGAUGAGACUGACAGCAUGAAAAAGGCCCUCCGCUGCCUGACCAAGGUAACUAACCUUGGCCUCUGCUGUGAUGCCGGUCUAGGCUUCCUUGUCGGCCCUGACCAAGCUGUACGAAAGAUCAGCAACCCUGACCCCGUCUUUGGUACCCGAGACUGGCGUCCGGAUGGUCGCUCCAGGAUUAGUGAGGCACAGGUUGCCGUAUCUGACUUUAACGGCGUGCCUCGGGAUCUCACUAAUGCCACUACUCAGCAUGACAACUUCAAGCGUCGAGUUCUGGAAAAGAUGAUCUCCGAUGCUGGCUUCGCUGGCUUCUAUGUCCAUGAAGCCAUUGACCUGUUGCUCGAAACAGAAGGCGUCACAAUCUCCAACAUCGACUUUGAUGAGCGUGAGGCUAUCGUCGUCGAGGAGCCUCCUCCUCAGCCCCAGCAGGCAGCAGCAGAUCGAGAUCGACGUCACACCCGUCGGGGCCAGCAUCGCUUCUUUAACCCGCAGCUUGCCGCACAGCAACAGAUACCCCCAGUGCACCAUAUUCCACCGAUUGUGCAAGCGAUCCCUCACCCACAGCCGCCUAAUAACCAUCAGUUCCAACAUCCGGGACAUCUCCAUUUCCAUGCGCCCAACGCCAUACCCUUCCCGCCUGGGGUUCUACCUCCACAUCAGCAAGUGCUUCACCGCCCGCGCCGGACUGCUGAAAACUUGUCUGAGCGGGAGCCGACGUCGGAUCCCAACAACCGCCAGCCUCUUAUCCCGACUAACCUCACGCGGGCCCAGAAAGAGCUGCUUCUUGAGUUGGAGUGGGCGCACCGCGCCAUGAUCCAGUCCUAUGUCAUCAGCAUCAUCGAUAAUGCUAGAGAUGGCUGCUUCAGCAAUCUGACCAACGUGACCAUUGCCAAGAUUCCCAGCGCUCACGUCCAUAUUCUCUGCCGCAAGGAGCUCUGGGAGAGUCUGCCCUGCGUUAAGAACGUCUCCAUUGCCGUCAUUGCUGACUGGAGAAAGAUUUCAAAGCCUUCUCCGGGUGUUGUCGCCGAUACCCAUGUGUCCCCCGUCGAGGCUGUUCCUAAGGUCUACAAGCUUCUCAAUGACUACAUCGGACGGCGACACACCAUUGAAAACGUUCAUUUUGAAUGGAUAUGUGGCGGCGAGUUUGCCCGGGGCCCGUACCAGCGCGGCCAGUAUAUCCUGCCGGCCCCCUUUGUUGAGUCUGCAGAAUUGAUGAGUGCCCCCGAUGGCGCCAAAGACGUGGAUAAGCUUCUGGAUAUGCCCUAUGUCAAGCACUUCUCCUUGAAAAACUGCUGGGUCUCGCCCCAUGUUCUUAUGCAAACCAUCCGUUCCAUGGCGUUGCACUCCCUUGACAAGCUGGAGCUUGAGUCUGUCUCUCUUUCCGGACCGCCCGUUUACUCUGUUCAGCCAGCCAACGUCCCUCAACCUGUCGACGACGUCGGUAUGCCGGUUCCCGCAUUGUUCCAGGGCCUUGUUGGCCCCAUGGCUGCCGGCCCCGUUGCACCGGCCCCCAUGUUCCCCCCAGUUGCAAUGCCAAUGCAGAUGCUUUUGCCCGAGGAACAGCUACCUGAGAGGCUUGCGAUGCCAGACCUCUUUACAUGGUCUGGUUUCUGCGAGCACUUCAGCCCCAGCAUCAAAAUGCGCUACCUUCCCCGUUUUCGCGAGUCGGCCGGUGUGGACGGUGAUGCAGCCGUCAGGCCAGAGGAGCUUUCCCUGCCGCACGCCAACAAGGACUCUUUCCUGCCACAUGCCGACCAGCUCAAUGUCGAUGAAGCUCAGUACAACCUGAGUUCGAUAUCUUUCAAGUCUUGCGGCUAUGUGUUUGUAGAUAUGCGCAGUCUCGACAUUCGGGCUCUCCUGCCGCCGGAAGGCCAGGCUGCUCAUGCCUUUGCGAGCAGCCUUCGCCAUGAUAUGUUUCACUCAAUGCAAUACUGCAAGGAUAAGCUCCUCGGCCGUAUUAUGCCAUAUAUGCUCUCGUCUGAAGCGAAGACGCUUGAGCAAAUUUUCCUCAUGGAUCAUGGCUGGAGCAAAGUCUAUGCCAGUCACAUUUCCGAUGAUGCUAUUGCUGAUGGUUUCGAAAUGCCUGGCUUGGGGCGCUUCUCCGGCACCCUUGCCAGAAUCGAUGACAACGAGGUUGAGAUGAUUGGAUGA